AUGGUGAAUAGAUUAGAAGUGAGACUCCAUCAUAUCCAGACUCCAGAACUGUCUCUAUCUCUAGCUAAACCAUCUACAACCCACCACCACACCUCCACAAUCAGCACCACCGUCGCCACCGCACUCCACCAUCACCACCACCACUACACCAUCACCACCACAACACCCACCACCGCUGCACCUCCACAACACCCACCACUGUCGCACAUACACACCAUCAUCCUCACCCUCCUCAUCUCCGCCUACCUCACCUUCGUCACCGACAACUCCGGCGACGUAAACACUCUACUUUUCGAAAACCCAAGACUCUGGAAAGCCUACGUCUGCUCCUACGGCCGCGUUUACUGUGCCCCAUUCCCAACCAACCCCUCCAUCCGUGUAGUCGCUAGAAUCGACCUCAACCACAGCGACAUCGCCGGUUACCUCCCGUCGGAGAUCGGUCUGUUAACAGAUCUAGCCCUGUUCGACAUCAACUCAAAUCGGUUUUGUGGAACCGUUCCUACAAGUUUUAAAAACUUGACAUUACUUUAUGAGUUAGAUAUAAGUAACAACCGGUUCGUUGGAAUUUUUCCAACGGUGGUGUUAUCGUUGCCGGCUUUGAGGUAUUUAGAUCUCCGGUUUAAUGGUUUUGGCAAAUAA
Molecule: messenger RNA, 639 nt
Organism: Helianthus annuus (common sunflower)
Lineage: Eukaryota; Viridiplantae; Streptophyta; Magnoliopsida; Asterales; Asteraceae
Product: leucine-rich repeat extensin-like protein 4
Exons: 2
Coding region: 1-639 (212 amino acids)
Molecular function (GO): protein binding
Source: RefSeq, a predicted model, not a curated record